Acytostelium subglobosum LB1 is the source of this 291-nucleotide messenger RNA. RefSeq lists its product as hypothetical. Lineage: Eukaryota; Evosea; Eumycetozoa; Acytosteliales; Acytosteliaceae. Bases 1 to 291 code for a protein of 96 amino acids. The transcript is spliced from 2 exons. The record is from RefSeq and is a predicted model, not a curated record.
AUGAGUGCUAGAUUCGUCAUUGCUUUCAAGCAGAUCUUUGUCUCUGAGGUCCCACCCGUCAUGCAGGGAGCCCGCACAAUCCCAUCAAACGCCUCAAGAGUCAUCGAGUUCUUCAACCCAUUCACCAACGACCCAACCUCAAAGUUCAUUAACUACGCUGCUAUGUUUGCCACUUUCUACGGAUUGAAGUGCGCAUUGGAGCCACAUCACGAUCAUCAGGAUGUCAUCUACCCAUACAUGAAGACCAAGAGAACCAAGACCUUGGCUCAUCUCUUCAACAAGACUGAGUAA